UCCGUUGCCACGGCCACAUGGGCAAGUCGUAUGAGCGCCUCCAUGGCGAGGAGGACGGAAAGGCUGGCCAGCCCCUUUUGCGCAAGGCGCCACGUGACAAGUACCAUCUGGUGUGGCUGGCGAUGGUCAUUCUGGGUACGGGCGUGCUGAUGGCCUGGAACUCGUUCAUCUCGGCCUUUGACUACUUCUCGGAGCGAUUCGGCAACAACAUCGAGUUCCGCAUCUCGUGCGCCUUCAACUAUCCCUCGCUCAUCAUGCUGUUUGUCUCGGUCCGUUACGCCGCCUCAUGGUCGGUCUCGACUCGUAUCGCCGCCACGUACUCCAUCUCGCUAGUCAUGCUCGUCGUCACACCCUGCCUCUCGCUGCUCGGCCUCUCCUACGACGUCGAGCUCUGGCUCACUCUCUUCGCUGUCUUUAUCACGGGUGUCUGCACCGGAGUGGUCUUUGGCACCGUCUUGGGAUUUGCCUCGCUCUUCCCCUCGUCGUACAUCACCGCCGCCAUGUCGGGCAUCGGCCUCUCCGGAAUCGUCGCCGCUGCCCUCCGUAUCGUCACCAAGGCCUCGCUGCCCAACACCGAGAAGGGCCUGCGCGAGUCGACGUUUAUCUAUUUUUCACUCGCCGGUCUUGUCCUGGCUGUCUGCAUCACCCUGUACUUUGCCAUGCUCCGCCACCCGUUUGUCAAGUACCACAUCGUGGCCCAGUCGCAGCCGCCUGCGCUGGAUGCCACAGACGUCACUACCGCCGACUCUCAGGCACUGAGCCCUCGCCCGCAGCUAGACGUCUACUCGGACGGUGUCAUCGUCUGCCGCACAGACCCGUCCGUCGUCGAAGUCUUCUCCAAGCUCUGGAAGGAGGGACUCGGCGUUUACAUUGUCUUUGUCGUCACCCUCUCCAUGUUCCCGGGCGUCACCUCGCAGAUCAAGCCCAAGGACCCCAACUUUCUCAGUUCGGGUUGGUACCAGGUCCUCCUCACUUCCGAGUUUAUGCUCUUUGACUAUAUCGGCCGCACUUCGCCGCGCUUCAUCCGCCUCUUCUCGCCACGGACCCUGCUCAUCCCCAUCCUCUGCCGCCUCGCCUUUGUCCCGCUCUUCCUCCUCGCUGCCGGCACCUUUACCGAGCCGUACUUUACCAGCUGGGCCGGCUACCCGUUUCUUUUCAUGGCCUUCUUUGCCCUCUCCAACGGCUACUGUGGCACGCUGGCGAUGAUGUAUGGGCCCGACGAGCUCGAGCCGUACGAGAAGGAGAACGGUGGCAUCCAGAUGAGCUUCCUCCUCAACGCUGGCGUCCUCUCUGGCGUCAACAUUGCUCUCGCGUUUACCGGCUAAUCCAAUCAACCUUUGCCUCUCGCUCCUCCACACAAACGAUCCCCAACUGCCACUCUCAUCGUGUUGUCUUGUUUAUCUCUGACCGCCGCCGCUCAUCGCGGCCACCGCUCCUCACGCCGGGUUUGCGUCAGGUGCCUUUCCGGGGGAAACUACGACGCCAGUCGCCCUCUGGUUGCUGCUGGCAUCGGCUGGCAUCGCACUAACCUCCUGAAUGGCAUUAUUAUCCACCCAGAUUCUCCGAGUAGGCAAAGGCCGGGCCUGAGGUUGCGGUCUGUGUCGGGGUUGCGGCCGGGGACGACGACGCCGACGACGAUGGGGCAAACGGGUUGACAGUGGCAUAGCUGAUAGGCCUGGGCGUUGGGCUGAGUUGAGUGCGGAGGUGCGAGACGGUGCGGAACAGGUCACGAACUGAGGGUCGGUCUUCGGGCUCGUGGGCCAUACAGGCUUGAAUGAGAUCAACGACGGGCGGAGGGAUGUCAGCUGCGUGGCCAUCGAGGUCGAGGGUGAGUGAGCCACUGGAGACACCGGCUGCAACCUGCAGCGGAGUGAGGCCGGCGUACGGCUCAGUUUGGGUGAAGAUCUCAAAGAGAAGCACGCCGAACGACCAGACGUCCGACUUGGCCGAGUACUUGCGAUGUGUGAUGGCCUCGACCGCCAUCCACUUGACCGGGCCGACAACGGACGCGGUGUAGUUGUCGCCGGCGCCUGACGCGUCGCGGCUCAUGCCAAAGUCGGUGAGGAGUGGCGUGACUGUGGCUGCCGGGCCAUGGCCGCCGACCGAGACAAGGAUGUUGCGGGCGGCAAGAUCGCGGUGGACAAUCGACUCGGCUGAGAGAUGCAGGAGGCCGGCGGCAAUGCCGACUGCCACGCCAAGCUUCUUCUCGACGUUCCACACAAAGCCCGAGGUUGGAUGGAGGAGAGCGAGGAGGGUGCCGCCAGGCACAAACGAAGAGACGAUGCAGAGCUCGUUCUCGCCGGCCUUGCACACCCCGAGAAACUGGACAACAUUGGGGUGUGGUGGGAGGAGGCGCAUGAGCUUGGCCUCGGCCUUGAACUCUGCCACGGCGUCGGAAGCCAACGAAUCGACCUUGAUGGUCUUGAUGGCCACGUCGCCGCCGCGCCAGGUACCGCGAUGGACCACUCCAAACGCG
Molecule: messenger RNA, 2476 nt
Organism: Thecamonas trahens ATCC 50062
Lineage: Eukaryota; Apusomonadida; Apusomonadidae
Product: equilibrative nucleoside transporter
Exons: 2
Coding region: 18-1325 (435 amino acids)
Biological process (GO): nucleoside transmembrane transport
Cellular component (GO): plasma membrane
Molecular function (GO): nucleoside transmembrane transporter activity
Source: RefSeq, a predicted model, not a curated record